AUGAAACGCAGUCGCCUUGAUUUCGAAGCCAAUGGCGAUGCGUCGUCCGCUUCACCUCCCCGGGGUGCUCUGCCAUAUCCUGCGUCGGAGGCUAACUCUCGACGUGAAUCAAUACAUGUACCCAAGAUUUCGCGAAAAAUACGUGCGUGCACCGAAUGCAAAAGGCAUAAAGUCCGUUGUGAUAUGAAGGCAGGGGAAUCGGUCUGCUCCAGAUGUCGUCGCAUGGGCUUGGAAUGUGUCGUCAACAAGAGCCUCCAAACUUUGCUGGACGAUGAAGCGGAGUACGUGCGCUUUGUUUCGUUUCAACCUGGAUUCCACCAAGCAGUCUCCUUGCUAACCCGAUUGUACACACUGUAUAGAUGGAAGACAACGAUAGAGCUUGCCAUGGCAGAUCUACUCAGAAAGGCACAACUACCAGAGCUCUCAUACUAUCAGGCCGUUGGCAAGUCAGCGGAAACACCGCAUAAGAAGAGCGGUCGACGGGGGUCUACAGUUUCUACAGACGACAUACAUACCUCGAGGGGCGACGUCGGAAGAGAUGCGACCGAUGGUGGUGCUAAAUCAGUGGAUGGAAUAUCCCACCCGCCUUCCCACACCACCCAGCAACGAUCGCAAAUUGCUAUUGACAGGGAAGAGAAACUAUUGGUUACUGCUCCAAUGGGCAGCUUGUAUGAAGUGACCCAGCUGAGUGAUAUUCAAGAAAGAACCCCCGAACGGCAUCAUACCUCGGACCGCGACACUGACCUUAUCUCGCGAGGGACUGUGGAUCCACAGGAAGCGGAGGAGCUGUUCUGUUUCUUUGACCAGGUGCUCAAUCGUUAUUUAUGGGAUGGUAUAGCCCUUGUGCAUAAGGACCUCACCUCAGUCCGAAACUCUUCUUCAAUGUUGUCUGCAGCCAUUCUCGCUGUUACAGCUUUGCAUAUGCCGCAAAAAGAAAGACUUUUUGAUACCUGCUACACCGAGUUCGCGAAAUUAGCAUCGGAGUCAAUGCUUGAUAGACACCAUACCUUGGAUGAUUUACGCGCAUUAUGUAUAGGCGCUUUUUGGCUUGCAGAUGUCAGUUGGAAGCUAUCGGGGAUCUAA
Aspergillus oryzae RIB40 is the source of this 1083-nucleotide messenger RNA. RefSeq names its product Zn(II)2Cys6 transcription factor domain-containing protein. Gene Ontology annotation, biological process: regulation of DNA-templated transcription. The record is from RefSeq and is a predicted model, not a curated record. NCBI's taxonomy places the organism in Eukaryota, Fungi, Ascomycota, Eurotiomycetes, Eurotiales, Aspergillaceae. The coding region runs from base 1 to 1083 and encodes 360 amino acids. The transcript is spliced from 2 exons. Gene Ontology annotation, molecular function: zinc ion binding; DNA-binding transcription factor activity, RNA polymerase II-specific.